This is a messenger RNA of Nomascus leucogenys (northern white-cheeked gibbon), 489 nucleotides long. RefSeq names its product amyloid beta A4 precursor protein-binding family B member 1-interacting protein-like. The transcript has 2 exons. Bases 28 to 489 code for a protein of 153 amino acids. The record is from RefSeq and is a predicted model, not a curated record. Lineage: Eukaryota; Metazoa; Chordata; Mammalia; Primates; Hylobatidae.
GACCUAUAAAAGGCACCACCCAGCCCAAUGGACAGAUGCCCCAGGCUGCACAUUCUGUCAGUGCUGUUCUCGAAGAGGCCCAGACACAUGCUGAAACAUUCAAGGAAAAGAAGUCAGCCCUCGGGAACCACCAGGAGCCAGGAGCACCCCAGCCCCGAAGGGCCCCAAGUUCAGCCUGCCCCACCACCUCUGGUGCAGAGGUCCUGGGACACCAUCUGCAGCCCCGCCAUGCGCCUCAGAGUCAAGGGCACAGGCGACUGGGGCUUCCCUGCCCGGCCUGACGACUCCCUGCCGCCGCAGCAGCCGCCGCAGCCACUGCCUCAGCCACCGCCGCCGCUCCUGGACGACCCAGAGCUCCCGCUGCGGCCCCAAGACUUCAUGGAGGCCCCCCAGGACUUCGUGCCCCCUCCCCCAGCGGUCGCCAAGAGGCCUCCUAUGCCCCAACCCCACAAGAGGCACGAAGCAUCAAUGUUCAGAAGCCGCAAAUGA